CUACGUGCCGAUGUCCAACCGUACGGGACUGGUGCGCAGCCCGUUCGAGGAGCCGCAGUAUUACCUGGCGGAGCCGUGGCAGUUCUCCCUGCUGGCGGCCUACAUGCUGUUCCUGAUCCUGGGCUCUUUCCCGAUCAACGCGCUCACGCUCUACGUCACGGUGCAGCACAAGAAGCUGCGCACGCCGCUCAACUACAUCCUGCUGAACCUGGCGGUGGCCGACCUGUUCAUGGUGCUCGGAGGCUUCACCGUCACGCUCUACACCGCCCUGCACGGCUACUUCCUGCUGGGGGUCACCGGCUGCAACAUCGAGGGCUUCUUCGCCACACUCGGCGGUGAGAUUGCGCUCUGGUCUCUGGUGGUUCUGGCCAUCGAGCGCUAUAUAGUGGUCUGUAAACCCAUGAGCACGUUCCGCUUCGGGGAGAAACACGCCAUCAUAGGAGUGGGCUUCACCUGGGUCAUGGCCCUCACCUGCGCCGUGCCCCCGCUGCUGGGGUGGUCCAGGUAAAAAGAA
Danio rerio (zebrafish) is the source of this 514-nucleotide messenger RNA. RefSeq names its product extra-ocular rhodopsin (gene exorh). NCBI's taxonomy places the organism in Eukaryota, Metazoa, Chordata, Actinopteri, Cypriniformes, Danionidae. The record is from RefSeq and is marked provisional. Gene Ontology annotation, biological process: signal transduction; visual perception; G protein-coupled receptor signaling pathway. Gene Ontology annotation, molecular function: G protein-coupled receptor activity. Gene Ontology annotation, cellular component: membrane.